AUGUUUACUAUGGUAAAUGGAUUUCGAAACUAUAGUGAACAAGCAAUACAAGCUGCACGGUAUAUUGGUCAAGGUUUUAUGGUAACCUUAGAUCAUAUGAACCGGUUACCAAUGACUAUUCAAUACCCUUAUGAAAAGUUAAUUCCAUCUGAGCGUUUUCGUGGACGUAUUCAUUUUGAAUUUGACAAAUGUAUUGCCUGUGAAGUAUGUGUUCGUGUAUGUCCAAUUAAUUUACCCGUUGUUGAUUGGGAAUUAAAAAAAGAUGUAAAAAAAAAACAAUUGAAAAGUUAUAGUAUUGAUUUUGGAGUUUGUAUAUUUUGCGGAAAUUGUGUUGAAUAUUGUCCUACAAAUUGUUUAUCUAUGACUGAAGAAUAUGAACUUUCAAUUUAUGAUCGUCAUGAUUUAAAUUAUGAUCAAAUUGCUUUAGGACGAUUACCUAUUUCUGUAAUUGAAGAUUCUACAAUUAAAACUAUUUCAAAUUUAAGUUAUUUAUCUAAAGGAAGUAUAGAAGGACAUUCUAAUUCAAGAAAUGUUACAAAUUUUUGA
Messenger RNA from Physcomitrium patens, 546 nucleotides. Lineage: Eukaryota; Viridiplantae; Streptophyta; Bryopsida; Funariales; Funariaceae. The record is from the annotation of a RefSeq genome assembly.